UUCACUGACCAUUUUGCAAUUGAUUGUUCCUUCUCACGGGUUCCUCGCACUCCCACACACUCACACUACUACCAUCACUACUACUGUUCUUUUCUACCCCAUUCUUUUUUGUCAAUUCUUUCUUCUUCAUUUUCUCUCUCUUUCUUUUUCUUCUCAUUUCUUUUGUAAUAAUUAAUCUCAUCUUCCUUACUCUUCAUUUCACUUCUCUAUCAAUCAAGGUUUGUGAAACAAUUAUUGAGCUGUUGAUCUGAAAUGGGUCUAACAAAGAAAAUUAAGAGGCUUUUCGAUUAUCAAGAAUUUGAUGAACAAUGGAGGGUCUCGAUGCGUUGGCUCUGGGUUGGCGGCGGGUACUUGCUCCUUUGUUAAGAGAGAAUUUGGAUUCUAACUUAGAUGUUACUCUUUUAAUUUUUGUGAUUUUUUCUGGGUUUUGAUUAAUGUAUCAGUUGUAGGAUUAGUUUAAUUGGAAGAUUAUAAAUCGUUUUUUAAUGGGUUUUUUUGGCUAUUUGUAAUUUGCUAAUUAAGUUUAGUGCAAGAAAUUUUAGUUUGAUUGUGAUCAGUGGGGUUACUUUUAGGGAGUAUUGAACACUUAACAGUGUGGGAAUGAUCAAUGAUUUCAGUAUUGAAGGGUUUUGAUGAAGUCUCCGAGUAAGAAAAGGAAGGGUGGGGAAGUGGUUUUGAAUGGGGGGAGGUACUUGUCAUCGAUAGCAAUUUCGAGGUCUCAUGUGUCUCUAGAAGAUUACUCAAGGUUAAGAAAAAGGGGCAAGGAAGAUGUAGCUAGAGAUGGUGGUAGGUUGUCUGAAAGUAGAGUGAGUGGCGUUGUCACUGCUCCCCCCUUAGGUAGCUUGCCUUCAGGAUCGCCCACGAGAGGUAUCAAACGAAAAAUAGGUUGUAUAGAUGCAGCUACAAGAACAGGAAGGAAGAAAAAGAUUGAGCAGGAUUAUUAUCUGGGUGCAGUGAUUGGGAAAGGGAAAUUCGGGUCAGUGAGAAUGUGCUGGAGCAAAGCAAGUGGUGAGGUGUUUGCAUGUAAAACUUUAUCCAAGGGGGAGGAACCUGUGCAUCGAGAGGUGGAGGUUAUGCAACAUCUGUCUGGACAUGUGGGUAUUGUCACACUCAAGGCAGUGUAUGAGGAUGCUGAAUCUUUUUAUCUUGUGAUGGAAUUUUGCCCUGGGGGAAGGUUGCUUGACCAAAUGGCAAGAGCAAGACGAUACUCUGAGCACCACGCUGCCAACAUACUAAAGGAACUUGUUAUGGUUAUCAAAUACUGCCAUGAUAUGGGUGUUGUUCAUCGUGAUAUUAAGCCAGAAAAUGUUCUUCUUACAUCCUCGGGGAAGUUGAAACUUGCAGAUUUUGGCCUUGCAGUUAGGAUUGUGAAUGGUCAUAGCCUGUCUGGUGUGGUUGGAACUCCGGCUUAUGUUGCUCCUGAAAUUUUGGCGGGUGAAUAUUCAGAAAAGGUGGAUAUCUGGAGUGCUGGUGUGCUUCUUCAUGCUCUUUUGCUUGGUGUUUUACCCUUUCAAGGAAGCUCUUUGGAAGCUUGUUUCGAGUCCAUUAAGAGUGUGGAUAUUAAUUUUGAUAAUGGGUUGUGGUUAUCAGUUUCCCAGCCUGGUAAGGAUUUAGUUGCUCGUAUGCUAACAAGAGAUGUUUCAGCAAGACCAUCUGCUGCUGAUGUUCUAAAACAUCCAUGGAUUUUGUUUUACGCUGAUCCACCUUUGAAGACACUGACUUAUAAGUCAACACCGAGCAAAAGUAGGAGAAUGACUUUGCGUGACGUGACUGUAGAAAAUGGGAGUGAUACAGAGAACAAGAAGGACAAGUCAAUCGGUUCUCAUCAAGAUGACUCAGACAGUAACUUGUUAACAAUUAGUAGUUCUGCAAAGUUUGAAGAGGACAGUGGAUUAGUGGAUGCUCUUGCAGUUGCAGUUUCCUGCAUGAAUAUAACUGAAACAAAGAGAAUUAGGUUAUGCAUCCCACCCACUUCUAUUUCACAUGACUGUUCCUCUAAUAUAAAACCUAAUCUCUGUACAGCUUUCUGAUCUUUCUAAAGUGUCAAUAAUCUGCUUCUGCUGCUUACUGAUUUAAGCUACUGCUGGUGUUAACUUAACCAAGGUAAUGUUACUACCUCAGAGCUUAUUAUAUCAGAAACUUUAGGGUAACUACUAUGAUUUGUGACAUUUUUUUAACCUGUUAAGCUUUUAUGCUCGGAGAAAUGGAUUCUGGUAUUCUUUCUAUGUGUGCAUAAGUUCCUCUGUGACUAGCUGAAGUGAUGUAAUUAAUGGGAUGUGAAAUAUGUGAUUAUGGUACUGACUAUCUUUUUUAGA
Messenger RNA from Beta vulgaris subsp. vulgaris (sugar beet), 2315 nucleotides. Its product is annotated as serine/threonine-protein kinase PEPKR2. Bases 633 to 2030 code for a protein of 465 amino acids. Gene Ontology annotation, biological process: protein autophosphorylation; intracellular signal transduction; peptidyl-serine phosphorylation. The transcript is spliced from 5 exons. Gene Ontology annotation, molecular function: ATP binding; calmodulin binding; calcium-dependent protein serine/threonine kinase activity. Gene Ontology annotation, cellular component: nucleus; cytoplasm. NCBI's taxonomy places the organism in Eukaryota, Viridiplantae, Streptophyta, Magnoliopsida, Caryophyllales, Amaranthaceae. The record is from RefSeq and is a predicted model, not a curated record.